UUUUGUUGCUUAAAUUCUGUCCAAAAUCCGAUUAAUGCCAGUUUUUCUUUCACGUUUUGUCAACAAAUCGCAGUGUUUAUAGAGUGUGACAUAACACCCCCCUUUCUCCCAUUUUUGUGUGUUACACAACUAACUCCCCAGCUAAAUACAAUUUGACUCGCCGGAGUAAAUGCGUACAUGUUGCUUAUAUAACUUCAUAACGGCGCCGAGUCCCGGGGCAUGUUCUUCUGUUGCAGACGGAGCAAACACACGUGCAUUUGAUACACGAUUGAUCCCGACAUGAAGACGACAAGUGACUACCUGGAGGAAGUGAUCGAGGAGAUCGGGGGGUUCGGGAAGUUCCAGGUCCUCCUCCACGGCAGCAUCCUCCUCAGCAAGGUCUCCAUCACCUGGAGCCUCCUCAUCAUGGCCUUCGCGGGGGCGGCGCCGGAUUGGUGGUGUGUGUACCCUAACACCACAUAUACCCCCGCCAGCGGCGCUAUCAACUACAACACCACCGUAUUACCUUCUUCUUCUCCCAACGUCACGGUCCCGGAGAUGACGAAGUCGUUCCAAACUUGUACCCCUCCGUCCAAUGAAUCCUCUGUCUGUCAGUCCUUCGUGUUUGAUGACAGUAUGAGAACUAUCAUCAACGAGUGGGGGUUAAUUUGUGACGACAAGUGGGUCACGGCAACAGUCUCCUCGGUGCAGAUGGCGGGUCUCCUGAUUUCCGGUCUGCUGGGGGGACAGCUCGCCGACGUGAUUGGCCGGAAGCCGACUUUCUACGUCUCCAUCCUCAUCCUCUCCGUCUCCAACAUCGUCGCUGGAUUCUCCACCUCAUGGAUCAUGUUCGCCGUCACUCGAUUUAUCAUUGGGCUCGGGUGCGGGGCCUACCUGACCGUGUUCUACACCUUUUCUGUGGAGUUUACGCCCACUAAAUUCCGGCCGAUUCAAAUCGCCGUUCCUGAUUGGUCCAUAUGGGCCGCACUCUUGGGCUUCUUUUCUUACAUACUGAAGGACUGGAAAAGCCUUCACAUCUUGACAGGGGGCCUAACUGGACUAAGCCUCUUUACCUGGUGGAUUGUCCCAGAGAGCUUCCGAUGGUUGGUGUCCCAUGACAAAUUGGCGGAAGCAGAUAAAGUCAUCAAGAAAAUAGCUCGAAUGAAUAAUCAUCCCAAACCCGAUCUAAAUAAGCUACGGACUGUCGUCGAUUCGGACCCCUCGUUCCAAGGGAGCCGCCAAUACACCUUCCUGGAACUGAUCCGGGACAGAUCACUGCUCAAAACCACGGCACUGGCUGGUGUUGGUUGGUUUUCGUGUGGUUACGCGUAUUACGCCAUUUCGUACAGCGUGGAUCAACUCUCAGGAGACCUCUACCUCAACAUGUUUCUACUCAGUGUUAUAGACAUCCCGGCUCUGAUGAGCAUCUGGUACCUCAGUAACCGGUUGGGGCGGCGCUGGACUUGCCUGGGGUAUUUUAUGAUUGGAUCGGCGGCCUGUCUCGGAGUUGCUGUAUCUCAGAUGAUUGAUAUGGACUCUGGCCUUCAAAAAACUUUGAUUAAUGGCUUCGCGCUCGCCGCUAAGUUUGGAGUUUCCGCCUCAUGGGCUGCCAUUAUGGCUUUUACAACGGAAGUAUAUCCAACUGUCGUAAGGAACAUCGGCUAUGGAACUCAGAACUCCAUUUCAAGAAUCGGUGCUCUCAUAGCACCUCAGCUAGUUUUGGUGAACAAAGUAACACCAGGAGUGAUGUACAUCAUCUGCUUUGUUGUGACCUUAACCUCAGCCAUCACGUGCCUUCUUCUGAAAGAAACUAAAGACAAAACAAUUUCUGACAACCUGGAGGUUCGUGUUGCGGCGAACCGAAAGUGAUCAAGGCAGCUGCAUGGCUUUAUAUACCUUAGUAUCCCAAAUGGGUGACCAUAGAUAUUAGUAGAAAAAGUAUUAGAAUAUAUAGUAUUUUAAUAAAUAUAUUUUGGAAAAAAAAUGAAAUGUCGAUGUUAUGAAUACAUCCACUGAAUCAGAUCCAGUGGCGUUGGCAUGUUCUUCAAGUGCUUGACUAAUAAAGUUCGAUGGUUGACAGCGAAUCUCUACAAUGCCUGAUGCAACACAUACCUAAAGGCCCUUUAACAAUUAUAUUUGCACACAAGCAGAAGCGACAAAAUAUUCGUGCUACCGAAAAAUUUAGAUUUGGAUCGUUAGGUGUAUGAUUAUUAUUGCACCAUUUAUUAGCUUCAAUUUGCCAUGUAUAAUAUAUAUACACUAGCUGAAAAAGCAUCUCUGUUUCAGACCACAAUUGACCAUGGAUAUACAUAUGUAUAUACCCCAUCUGGCUCUCACGAGCAUUCGUACGUCAAUCACAUUGGUGCACGUUCAAUCGUCCGAUCACCUGAUCACUCGUGCGAUCCAAUCGCGUUCAUUGUACAACUGUCCAUAUGGAGGCAAGAUACCGUAUAUCGCAAGAUUUAAUGCGUUUUGAUUGCACAACGGUCGCUUUAGAUCGUGCGAAUUUCAUACGAAUACUUUUUAAUAUGCGAUUAUUUCGGCAAUAAUUUACGAUCCAAUUUUCAAUCGCCCGGAUAUUCUGUAGCUUCUGCACGUGCACUAUCUGUGAAAGGGCCUUUACGAAGAUAUUUUUAACAUUUAAAAUAAAGAUGCAGGGUGAAUGAUUGGUUCCUAUAUUUUAAAAACGAGUAAUUAUAUAAGGUCCACGAAUCUCUCAAAAGUUGUGUUUGCUUUGAAAACGAAAGAGUUGUGUUUUAUAUUCUAUUUAUACUGGAAUGAAAAAAAAAAAUACUCAACAUUUAAUUAUUGUGAAUAUUAAAUUUACUUGACUCACUUUCAACAAUGGAAAGUUUUAUAGCACUCUAAAAAAAGAGAACUUAAUAUAUUAAAUAUAAUAAAGUUAAGCUUAUUUGAAUGGAGAAACCAAAAUUGGUCUUGUGUAAUAUACACAAAACUUGAACAAUAAUUUACAAAUUAUUUAUAUUGUAUUUUAUUUUGCACAAGAAAAAAAAUUCUCUAGGUAACGAUAGGUCCAUGGGCCGUAUCACUCACCUGAACAACGAACGUAUAACUUCGACACCAGAGACUAUUAUGCUUUGACACAAGUUAAAGACUAUACAUGUAGCUUUACUAUUUAUAUAUCAAAAAUAUGUAAUAGUGCUGUCUUUGUUUAAUUAAUACUCGUUUAGUACCCAACUUAUGUACUUAUUUCACAUUUCAUAUCCCCAUGUUUUAUUAGAAGAUAGUCUCCAACAUAAAUACCGAUAUCACUUUGGAAUUAUUGAAUUACAUGUACAAAUAUGGACCAUUUAGGUUCUACACAGGCCAUGGUACAACGUAUGCGUUAAGUGGAUACUUAGUACAUCUUUAUACUAGUUUGCUGUCAUUUUAUUUUCACAAACUUAGAGCUUAAGUUUUCCUCAUAUAAUAAUUCUUAGCAUAUGAACGUUACAAAUUUUGGUCACAAUUUUUCUUUAUCAUAAUUUUCUGUAUGCAUAUCUCAAAAGGAACUGAUUCAAAAUAGUGAUUAAACAAGUUGUUAAUAACGUUUGACACAAGUGGUAAAUUUAGAGGAGAAUUAAGACAAAUAUUAUAGACAGUGAUCUUAAAAUUAUUAGCCAACUAAACAAAAAUUCAAAAACAUCACUUAUAUUUUUCUUAGAAACUUUAUUUUUAAAAGAAUUAGCUUUAAUGCCAUGAACAUUGAAAUAUGCAAAAAAAAAUUAAUUCAUAAUUUUGAUCAUGCCCAAAAAGGUUGUUAAAAAUUUGCAUUUAUUGACCUUCUUUCAUCUAUGAACUCGCCAUGGAGUUAAUAUGAAAAAAAAAUA
Molecule: messenger RNA, 3809 nt
Organism: Magallana angulata
Lineage: Eukaryota; Metazoa; Mollusca; Bivalvia; Ostreida; Ostreidae
Product: solute carrier family 22 member 4-like
Exons: 9
Coding region: 280-1848 (522 amino acids)
Biological process (GO): transmembrane transport
Cellular component (GO): membrane
Molecular function (GO): transmembrane transporter activity
Source: RefSeq, a predicted model, not a curated record